Molecule: messenger RNA, 1395 nt
Organism: Truncatella angustata
Lineage: Eukaryota; Fungi; Ascomycota; Sordariomycetes; Amphisphaeriales; Sporocadaceae
Product: Sodium/calcium exchanger protein-domain-containing protein
Exons: 7
Coding region: 1-1395 (464 amino acids)
Biological process (GO): intracellular calcium ion homeostasis; calcium ion transmembrane transport
Cellular component (GO): fungal-type vacuole membrane
Molecular function (GO): calcium:proton antiporter activity
Source: RefSeq, a predicted model, not a curated record
AUGGGAGGAGCAAAGCGUGACCAGAAUGGCGGACCACACGAGAGUACCCCUCUGAUCGGAGGAGAGAACCCCAAUGGCCAGCAGAGCUACGAGCACAGCGCUCCCCGGGAUUUCUUCUUCAACACCCGAUAUACACCCGGCCAGGACAGCUCGAAUACCGCAGUCAAGGCAUUGGCCAACAUCUGGCAUGUCACAAAGGCUUCUUUGCUUAGCAACUAUGUCAAUGUGCUGCUGGUGUUUGUGCCCGUUGGCAUCGUCGCAGGCAUCACCAAGUGGGAUCCCGUAGUUGUUUUUGUCAUCAACUUCCUUGCCAUCAUUCCGCUUGCUGCGGUCUUAUCUUUCGCAACUGAGGAGAUCUCGGUAAACCUGGGCGAGUCUUUGGGAGGCUUGUUGAACGCCACGUUUGGAAAUGCUGUCGAGCUUAUUGUCAGCAUUAUUGCGCUUCGAGAAGGUCAGUACGAAGUUGUCAAGUCUUCCAUGAUCGGCUCCAUUCUGUCCAAUCUUCUGCUCGUCAUGGGCAUGUGCUUUGUCUUUGGCGGCAUUGCGAACAUGAGAGAUAGUGAGGGCAACGGCCAGGAACAGAGUUUCGCAUCGAUCACCGCACAGACGACUUGCUCUUUGAUGACACUGGCUGCGGCUUCUAUGAUUAUCCCUGGCGCUUUGUCUAUCGUCCUCAAGCAGACGUUAGACGAUGCAGAACUACGGGAUGCCACAAUUUUGAACCUGUCUCGGGGAACAGCCAUACUUUUAUUGCUCCUGUACAUCCUGUACCUCUGGUUCCAACUCCGGACCCACCACAACCUGUUUGGCGCCGAGGCCGCUGCCGCUACAGCCGAGAGCCAGCCUGCCGGUCAGCCGGUCGCUGUGCCUUCUCAAGCCAACGAGGAAGACGACGAAACUCACAUGAACCCAUGGGCAGCUGGAGGAGUCUUGAUUGUCACGACCAUUCUCGUCUCAAUUUGCGCCGACUACUUGGUCGACAGCAUCGAUUCGUUGGUGGAUCGCGCCGGUCUGAGCCGCAACUUCAUUGGUCUUAUCCUCAUCCCGAUUGUCGGAAAUGCUGCCGAGCACGUCACAGCCGUGGUUGUGGCCAUCAAGAACAAGAUGGACCUGGCUAUGGGGGUUGCCAUUGGCUCUAGUAUUCAAAUCUCACUGUUUGUUACGCCAUUCUUGGUCAUUCUGGGGUGGAUGAUGGACCGCCCGAUGAACCUGCACUUUGAGACGUUCGAGACGGUGGCUUUUGCUCUCUCCGUUUUGGUCGUCACAUACACUGUGCAGGAUGGUAAAUCAAACUACCUCGAAGGUGCCAUGUUGAUGGCUCUUUACAUCAUCAUUGCUGUAGCUUUCUUCGUUACUCCUAGCGGUGCCCUGGACGAGAAUGCGCUCGGCUUCUAA